This is a messenger RNA of Dovyalis caffra, 1470 nucleotides long. Lineage: Eukaryota; Viridiplantae; Streptophyta; Magnoliopsida; Malpighiales; Salicaceae. The record is from the annotation of a GenBank genome assembly.
AUGGCCAAAUCACCUCCAGAAUUAAGCAGACCCACAAAUCCCACUCUAAAAAGACCUUCCUACGCUAAACAGCGCACUACCAUGUCAUUCUCUUCUUUCUACUCCCCUAGACUAUCCAUCUUCCUUCUAGCCCUUUGUGGUGCUCUCUUCACUUUCUACAACAUCCAGUCCCUCCAUGCCCCAGUACCAUCUUCACCUUCAUGGUCUCUAAUGCACCAAUGGGAAAGAGUAAGUAAUUGCAUCCAAGAAUUCAAAUCCAUGGCUGAAAAACUGCAGCAGGCGGUUACAUUUCUCCCACUUAAGGACUUGCGUUAUGCAGAUAAAGCUCUUCAAGGGCACACGUGGUUCAUGAGCUCUAUGUAUGAUACUCAUGAAGAAGGUGAGGUGCAAUAUCAGCAGUUUCCUUCAGAAGCAUCGAAAGGUAGGUUACUUUGCCUGAAAGGGAAGGAGACACAUGAUGGUUCUUGGAAUUCAUAUGCACUGGCAUGGCCUGAAGCAUUGCCUAUCAACGCCACACUUCUGAAAGGACUAACCUUUGUAUCAUAUAACCAUUAUAAUUAUGAUAAUAUCUGGCAUGGGUUAUCAGCUAUGGUACCAUUUGUCGCUUGGCAUAUAAGAAAUGGGUGUGAAUCGCCUAGUAGAUGGAUUUUGUACCACUGGGGUGAGCUCAGGUUCAAAAUGGGUCCAUGGCUAAGGACCCUAACAGAGGCCACAUUUGGUGGAGCGCCAUAUAUUGAAAGCUUUGAAGGGGUUAAUGAUAGUCAACCAGUUUGUUUUGAAAAAGCUGUGGUGAUGAGGCACAAUGAAGGAGGCAUGUCAAGGGACAGGAGGAUUGAGACUUAUGAUUUGAUUAGGUGCAAAGCUAGGUUUUAUUGUAAUUUAAGCUUAGAAGGUAGGAUUGAUGAGGUUAAUAAGCAAGGUUUGCCUGUAACUAGCAUGACCCUGUUCAUGAGGACUGGUCCGAGAUCAUUCAAGAAUGAGUCUGCUGUGAUUGGAAUCUUUGAGAAGGAGUGUGCUAAGAUUGAUGGAUGCAGAUUGAUGGUGGCAUACUCCAAUAACCUAACAUUUUGUGAGCAGGUGAAACUGAUGAGCUUGACAGACAUUCUAGUAUCUCCUCAUGGUGCUCAAUUAACCAACAUGUUCCUAAUGGACAAAAACAGCAGCGUCAUGGAGUUCUUCCCGAAAGGAUGGCUUAAACUUGCUGGAGUAGGCCAGUAUGUUUUUCAAUGGAUUGCUAGCUGGUCUGGGAUGAGACACCAAGGUGAAUGGCGAGACCCUGACGGCGACGAAUGCCCCUAUGCCGAAGAUGAUCGCCGGUGCAUGUCGAUUUACAAGAGUGGCAAGAUUGGAUUCAACGAGACUUACUUUGGUGAGUGGGCUAAAAACGUUCUCAAUGAAGUGAAAGCAAGGAAGUUGAAGGAAGCAGCAAAUAAGUCUAGUGCGUCAACUUCUGGUUGUGCUUGUGACUAA